GUAGUUCAUGAACCAAGCCUUCGCUGUAGUAGCGAGAAGGACGACCGUCUGAAAAGAGGAGGGGUUUAAUCAUGUGCAUUUCCGGUUCAAAGUAGAGCGUGCUGCUGCCGUGUCACCGGUUUGAACUGUGAAUCAUUGACAGGACAUACGCUUAAGAGUAAGAGAGAUAAUGGCUGAAAAGAGUAGUCCCCCUCUCAUCCUGGAUCAUAAUUUAUGGGGAACCUUUACACAUCAUGGAUCUGACCUGGAUCAUCAUGAUGUGCCUGAUGGGCCAGACAGAAUAUACAUGGAUUACAACGCCACCACACCAGUCGAUCCAGAGGUGAUCAGGGCUGUUACUGAUGCUUUAACUGAUGCGUGGGGAAAUCCCAGCAGUAAUUACCUACCAGGUCUGAAAGCCAGAGACAUCAUUUACCAUUCCAGAGACACCAUUGCAAGGAUGGUUGGUGGAAAAGCAGCAGAUAUUAUUUUUACUUCAGGAGGAACUGAGGCCAAUAAUCUGGUGUUUCACACAGCUGUGGAGCAUUUCAGGAAGAGCAAGACUUCUGCAGAGGGAGGCACGAACAGCCAGCAGAUGAAUGGAAAAGGCUCUUUACCUCAUAUUAUCAUCUCUAAUGUGGAGCAUGACUCCAUCAAACUCACAGCUAAACACUUGUUAAAGGAGGACAAAGCAGAUGUCACAUUUGUGCCCGUUUCCAAGGUGACGGCACGGGUGGAGGUUGAGGAUGUCAUUGCAGCGAUUCGUCCCACCACCUGCUUGGUGUCGAUCAUGCUGGCCAAUAAUGAGACAGGCAUCAUUAUGCCAAUUAAGGAUAUUUGUCAGAGGGUGAAGGAUGUAAACAAACAGAGGGCAGCAUCAGCUCCCAGAAUCCUCCUGCACACUGAUGCAGCCCAGGCUAUAGGAAAGAUACGAGUGGAUGCACAUGAGCUGGGAGUAGACUACAUUACCAUCGUAGGACACAAGUUUUAUGGCCCACGAAUCGGAGCUUUGUUCGUGAAUGAUCCUGGAACCACAACCCCUGUUUACCCUUUGCUUUUUGGAGGAGGACAAGAGCGCAACUUCAGGCCAGGAACUGAAAACACAGCAAUGAUAGCAGGUCUGGGAAAGGCUGCCGAAUUAGUAAGCUUAAAUCUAGCAGAGUAUGAAGCCCAUUUCCUGGAUAUCCGACGUUAUCUAGAGCAGAAGCUGCGUGCUGUCUUUGGAAAAGAUAAGAUUCAUUUUAAUAGCCAUUUUUCUGGCUCAGACAUUUUGCCCAACACAUGCAAUGUUUCCAUUUUGGGAAGAGGACUUCAAGGGCGUAGAGUGCUGUCCACCUGUAGGAGGUUGUUGGCCAGUGUGGGUGCUGCCUGUCACUCAGACAGAGGAGAUCAACCUUCUCAUAUUCUUCUAAGCUGUGGGAUUCCAUAUGAUGUGGCUACCAAUGCUCUGAGGAUUAGUGUGGGUAGAAGUACCUCCCGUGAAGAUGUGGACAUUGUCGUGGAGGAUCUGAGAGACACUGUAGAGCAACUGGAGCGAAUGAACUAGCACCAUUUGUUCCCUGAGGUGUGAAUGUUGCACACGCCAAUAUAUAACCAAAAACAAUUUUACUGAAUUGUUUAUUUAAUCUAGAGCUAUGUGGCUUUGCGCAUAAAUUUGAUAAUGUCAUGAUGAGUAUAGGCUUCAGGUUUUCAGGGUCAUCAUCAGGUUGCACUAUACAGAUCUAAAAACUAUUUAUUUAACAGAAUAUUAUAUUGAAAUCUUAUUUGGUUUAAACAUUUGAUUUAUGGAACUGCAGGGAAUUUACUGUAGCUGAUAAAUAGUUUUUACAUUUUAAACAGCUUGCAUAUAGGGGUGUGCUAUAUGUAUCAUCUACGAUAAUAUUGUAUGUAAUUAUGUCACUCACUUUGCAUAAAGCAAACAAAAACACACCUUGAGUGUCCACACAAUUCACUUUUUGUUGUAGCUUAUUAGAAUGGAGUUAGAAUGUCCCUAAAAUUCAAUGGGAUAUUGAUUUUUAUACAAGAAGUUUCUAUUAAGUGCGUUACAUGUUAGACACUAUAUAUUGUAUAUUUUUCCCUAUUUUGCCAAGGAAUAGUUCCAAACAGUUUUAAGUAUUUGGUUUAGGUAUCUAGGGGUCAGUUUGCCCCUCCUAAUUUUACAUGUAAUACACUGUGAUGAUGUUUUUUUUUUAAACGGUUUCAUAAUAGAAUGAUGUGUAAAAAGACCUAUGUACAAAAUUGUAUGUUGUAGAUGUUCAUAACCUUUUUUUAAGGGAAAGACAAAGACCUGUUCAUUGUAACUUGGUGGCUGCACUUAGUUGCAUUGUGAUGUGACGGAGCGUGCACGUUCAGAAUGAGACAGAGAUAUCUGUUACCAGUACAACAAAGCUGCAACAGCAUUAUUAAAUGAGCUAAAUGGACUCUCUUUAACGUCUCAGUGCUGAUCUGAUCUCACCUGACACUGAAUCAUUAAAGUUCAUAUGCUCUAACCAAA
Molecule: messenger RNA, 2473 nt
Organism: Ctenopharyngodon idella (grass carp)
Lineage: Eukaryota; Metazoa; Chordata; Actinopteri; Cypriniformes; Xenocyprididae
Gene: scly
Product: selenocysteine lyase
Exons: 13
Coding region: 170-1525 (451 amino acids)
Source: RefSeq, a predicted model, not a curated record